AUGGUGAUAGUGAUUGAGGAAGUUGGUCAGGAAUUACUCCAAGUUAAAAAAUCUAUACAAGAGUUUGAAUUAAACCAUGUCACUGCACUGCAAUCAAUCCCAUCCACUGACUUGAUGAUUAAACUACAGGACGACAUCCAGAAGUAUCAAAAUGAACUUAUUCGUUUUAAGAAAAUUAAAGUAGAAAAGGUUAAACAUGACUAUAAAUUUCAUCAAGUAUACCGCUGGCUAAGCGGGUCCGAUACUAAUACACGGAACCCUCCUCCGAAAUUUAGAACACGGAUCAGAAAACCAUCUCUACAAACAGUAGAUAUCAGCUCAGGUGAAUCUGCCUCAGAAGGGGAAUACAGAGGUGAUACACAUAGCAGCAAACAAGUGACUUUUUUGAGGGAAGGCGCACAUGUAAACGAUCCACCACGGAUGCCCAAUACCAGUGGACAAGACAAAAGAGACCUAAGAGACACCUCAGACGUGGACAAAAGGGUCACAAGAAAUACAGGAAACACGGGCAAACCUCCCAGACAGCGGAGGUAA
Molecule: messenger RNA, 534 nt
Organism: Pelobates cultripes (western spadefoot toad)
Lineage: Eukaryota; Metazoa; Chordata; Amphibia; Anura; Pelobatidae
Source: the annotation of a GenBank genome assembly